Ctenocephalides felis (cat flea) is the source of this 957-nucleotide messenger RNA. RefSeq lists its product as uncharacterized. NCBI's taxonomy places the organism in Eukaryota, Metazoa, Arthropoda, Insecta, Siphonaptera, Pulicidae. The transcript has 2 exons. Bases 1 to 957 code for a protein of 318 amino acids. The record is from RefSeq and is a predicted model, not a curated record.
AUGCUGAAUACUGUUGUAUAUUGGGUUUCUGAUGACGCAAAGAAAGUUGAAGCAAUGUACUAUGAUCCCUUUAUUAAAAAAAAUAAUGAAAGAGGUUUUAUAUAUACUUUAAAGCUACCUGAUGACUUAUUAAAAUCUAAAGCUUUUUGGAAUAUUUUUAACAAGAGACAAUUAAAUGUGCAUGGCUAUCCUUUGCGCGUUUGCAUUUUUGGAUACGCAGGAACUUGUUCACCUGUAUUUGAUUCAAAUAACACUCUAAUCCGAUAUAAACUCAGAGAUGGAAAUUUGAUAGAUUCUAUUGCUAAAACCAUAAAUUUUACACCUAUUUAUUUCACACCAACUGAUGGUUUGACAUACGGUGGUGCAUUGAAUAAUGGUACUUUAUUAGGAUCUAUAUUAGACAUUGAUAGUGGCGUGGCUGACAUUUUAGGAAACAUUCGACCGAUCAAAAGCUAUGGACAAGCUAAUGCGCAAUUUUUAUUUCCUGCAGAUGAAAUGAAAUUUACUUUUCUCGUUCCAAAAAUGGAUGAAGAUUUUGCAGUUUCAUUUUUGAGAAUAUAUGAUACUGCUACUUCAUUUGCAUUAUUCAGCAUGUUUUUGGCUACAGCCCUUAUUUGGUAUGUUCUACAAAACGUAAAUCUACGAAUCAAAAGCAAUUUUUAUGUACCACAUUUUCUUGAAGAGCAUUUAGACAGAGAUUUAAUGCGAACUGAAGAUAUUUUACAGAUGCUAUUUGGCAUAAUGCUACAAGUUUCUCAAAAAAGUCGGCGAAAAAUAUAUGAAAGGUGUUUGUUUAUUUCUGUGGUUUUGUUUUCUAUGAUUGUUAGCUAUACUUAUCAAGGUAAGAUGGUUGAGCGUCUCAGUGCUAGUAGAAUAUCUCUAGAUAUAAAGGAUAUAGAAGAAUUAGCUGAAAGUAAUUUAAAAAUUAGAACUGUUUAUGGCUUUAAGAUCUUCUAA